Diatraea saccharalis (sugarcane borer) is the source of this 2213-nucleotide messenger RNA. NCBI's taxonomy places the organism in Eukaryota, Metazoa, Arthropoda, Insecta, Lepidoptera, Crambidae. The record is from the annotation of a GenBank genome assembly.
AGUGUCUCAUAGUUUGGUUUAGAAUAUGGAAAAAAGUUCAGACUUUUCUCACCGCCGCCGCUGUAUGUACUCGAAUUUUCAUCUUGAAAAUCCAUUUUUCUAGCCCGUUUGCCCGAAGAUGCCAGGCCUGCAGUGGCCGGAGGGAUAUCACCAUCAACAUGUGAAUUUUGCAACCUUACUGUACAAACACUUGAUCAUUUAAUUUUCAGUUGUCAUUAUUUUAGUCUCCAACGUAUAAUUCUUGUAGACCGCCUUCUGUGUAUAUUUAAAAAAGCUGACGAUAUCCUGCGUUCGCUUCAGCAACUUCUGAAUAAAAAGGAGUGCUUUGUAUAUAUUUAUGAAUAUGUAACCUCAACUAUUGGAGAAAUCUAGCUUGGUUGUUUUUCUCUAUUUCAAUUUAAGUUUGUUUGUUCAUAAUUUCCUUCGUAAGUAAGAAUAAGAUUUACAGAAUAUGAUAAAGAGUAAUAAGCUUUUUCUGAUUUUUCAUAAAACAACUCUAUCUUCAUAGUUUUGUGACAAAAGUCUCUAUGAUAAACUGUAGUUUCAAGAGUUUCACAGACUUAUUGUUUACUAGCUUUUGCUCGCGACUUCGUCCGCGCGGUAAAGUUACUUUGAGCAGCAUUUCUAACGACUAUUUAUGGCUCAAAAUCACCAAGGUGCAGAAUUGAUUUUGCCAGCAAUUUUUAUCUUAGAUCUUUACUUUAUUGAAAAAAUAAACAUAUUAAAAAACUACAACUAACCUGUUCUGUGUGUACAUCAAAUAAUACAAUUUUUUAAAGAAGUAAAUAUUUAAUUAAAUCAAUACAAAUGCAGAGAAAGUCAGUUCGGGAACGCGUCCUAAUGCAAUAUCUUUAACAACAAGUCCAAAAUACUAAAUGAAAAAUUAAAGGUAUUCAACUCCGGUCAUUACUUGAUAUAUCAUUUUUUUUUAUACAAAAUCUAGUUUCGAAAAGGAUACCGGAAGAUCUUUUUUUAAAUUAUUUAAACGCAAAAAUAGUUUGUCCGGUAGUCUAUAAGUCAUUUCAGUGAACGCAUCCAUAACUGAACACAAAUAGUUUUAAGUGAACGCAGCUAUUCUGUGUCAUCCGUCAGUAGAGCAAGCAAACAACAACAAAUCCGGCUGUCAGUAUAUUUAUCGGCAAAUAAAUUAAUAUCUAAGUGGUAAGUACCUUUCAAUUCGUUAUUUGUAGAGCGUACAUCAAUAGUCCGUCAAUUCGAGAACAUGUUUUUUAUAUUUAAUUAUUGAUGUGAUUCUUUUUCACGACUAGGAAUAAUAAAGUAACCUCAAAUUUAUUGCUAGUGACAAAGUCAGGUCGCAUUUAAGAUGGCUGCUCAAUAAUACAAGUGCGCGCUUAUUUGAAAUCGUCAUUUCGAGAACGGUCAUUUUGGAAACGUUCUCGGACAUGAUGACACGUUCCCUAAAUGACUGUUGCGUUCUUGGGAUGAUCAUUAUUGUUUCUAAGGUCGAUUCUCUUACAUUUUCUCAUUAAAUAAUUCUACAAAUUUGUUUUUUUUUAUUAUUACAGCGUGAUGGAGACUCUCGAUAAAGAAAAAAAAAAAAGAACUCGAAAACAGCUUAAAAAGGAUAGUGCCGCUUAUUUGCGCCAAAGAGAAAAGGCAAAUGCUAGGAAAAGAAAGUUUUUGGAUAAGAUGACUGAACAGCAGAAAGAAAUUAAACGGGCUAAGGACAGAGAAUAUUAUAAAAAGAAAAAGGAAGAAAAUAAAGUGAAGAAAAUUAGUGAUAUGACCGAACGAGAGAAGCGAAAGCAGAGAAAAGAUUGGAAGAAAGCCUCCAAAAAAUAUAGAGACAAGAAGAAAGGUUUAGCAAAUUUAAUAAGUAAUACGCCGCCAGAAUAAGAUGACGACUUACCCGCAGUACCUCCAGAGAGAAGACAUGGAGGGAGAAAAACUGUUCGAAAAGACAGGGCGAAAGCAUAUCGCGUGCGGGGGUGCGCGGGGCGCGGUUGUUGUGCUCUGACGCGUUUGUUCACGUUCCGUGCUUCCGAUUGAUUCAAAAAUACCAUAAUAAGCAUUCUUCCUUGAAACCUAUAACAAUCUGAAGACCAAGUUAUUCUCUGAGUUUUGGUGCAUAGAUCAAUACAAACAGUGCAGUGGUUGUGAUAAAAUCAGUGUUUUUAUAAAAAUUUUGCCGGUGAUCGUUAUUACUUGGACGGAGUCUUUGACACUCAACAGCAGCUCAACAGUCACUGAUC